AGCGGUAGCAGCUCUCUCGAAACGGUGAGGGACUUCCAGAGGAUAUCAGCGCGUGCUCGAAUGCGGCGCUGCAUUUGGUGAUACUAUGGUCUGCCUGUUGAGCACUGAGCUUCUACUUCAACUUCUACCCGCUUCGUGUUUCGCCUACUUGUGACCCCGGUUCGAGGUUCACCCGCCUUUGAGUGCGUUUUGGAAACCGCAACAAUUGAGAAACUACUCGGCGUCAUUCUCCGCUUCGCGAUGCAGCCGGCCCAGCGUUUCCUGAGGACGGCCCGAGUGGGAAACGUUCUCCUGUCGAAAGGACAACGUUCCCUGAUUCCCGCCGUGUCCCGUCACGAGGGCUACUCGAAUCAGAAGCAGCGAGCCCGAGCUUCGACCUCGGUGGCGUACCUCACGGCAGCCACCCCUCCGCCGGACCCGCACACCCUGACCGAGGCCUACGAUGCCGUGAGGAUGGGCAGUUUGGCUGGACGGGCAAAAAUCCACAGCGAAGACAAUGCCGAUCAAGACGUCGAGGCUGAAGCUUCAUCGAUGGACGCCUCUCAACUGCCCUCGACUCGCCUUGGACUCCUUGAAAGAUGUCGCAGUGAACUCUGCUCGCUGCCUCCAAUGAUCGGUCGGAGUUUCGUCGAGGCCGAGAACGCCGAACACAUCGCUUCCCCGGACACAAUCCGCAUAAUGCAGUGGAAUAUUCUCGCACAAUCGCUCGCCGAGAAGUCCGAUAAAUUCGUCUGUCCGGAGGAGGCUCUUCAUUGGAAUCACCGUCGAUGGCGGAUCCUUGAAGAAGUUCUCACCUACGGAGCAGAUAUUAUUUGCCUUCAAGAGGUCGACCACUACAAUUUCCUGAAAGCUACCCUGGGCAAAGUCGGCUUCCAGGGAUGUUUCUUCCCCAAACCCGACAGCCCCUGCUGCUAUAACAAAGGGAACAACGGUCCGGACGGCUGUGCGAUCUUCUUCGAUGCGAGCAAAUAUACGUUACUGAGAAUCGAGCAGAAGGUGCUGGAAGUAUUCCGCUGCCAGAGCAAUCAGGUGGUCGUGAUGUGCACCUUCCAGCGUAAGCUCGAUAAUCGGAAGUUCUGUGUCGUGACGACACAUCUCAAAGCCCGCGUGGGAGCGCUCCUGCCAACACUCCGCAACGAACAAGGCAAGGAUCUACUGCAGUUCGUCAAAAACAAUAAUUCACAGAACUUGCCCGUCAUUUACGCGGGCGACUUCAACGCCGAGCCUUCGGAACCGGUGUACAGGACCAUGAUCCAGUUGGGCGAAGUCAGUAGCAGCUAUGCCAUGGUGAACCCCGACGAGCGGGAGCCGGAGUACACCACUUGGAAAGUCCGAGAAGAUGGGGAAGUGUGUCACACGAUCGACUACAUUUUCUACUCUCGGAACAAUUUCACUCCUGAAAGGGUCCUGAGCAUGCCUUCAGGAGAGCAGUUAGGAGAGGGAAGAGCACCUUCUCUUGCCUAUCCGUCCGAUCACUUCUCCUUGUGUUGUGAUCUGAGACUCCUGUAG
Molecule: messenger RNA, 1509 nt
Organism: Galendromus occidentalis (western predatory mite)
Lineage: Eukaryota; Metazoa; Arthropoda; Arachnida; Mesostigmata; Phytoseiidae
Gene: cu
Product: NADP/NADPH phosphatase nocturnin
Exons: 5
Coding region: 241-1509 (422 amino acids)
Molecular function (GO): 3'-5'-RNA exonuclease activity
Source: RefSeq, a predicted model, not a curated record